Molecule: messenger RNA, 3480 nt
Organism: Spodoptera litura
Lineage: Eukaryota; Metazoa; Arthropoda; Insecta; Lepidoptera; Noctuidae
Gene: vimar
Product: visceral mesodermal armadillo-repeats
Biological process (GO): positive regulation of GTPase activity
Molecular function (GO): protein binding; guanyl-nucleotide exchange factor activity
Source: RefSeq, a predicted model, not a curated record
UUGAUUGGCUCUGAAAUUGUCUACUAAUUUUCGUACUUUGUAUUUUAUUAAUAUUUUAAAUUAUGAGUUAUAUUAAACCUGUUACUCUGUAAAAUAUAUUGUUUACGUUUCUUCAUCUCGUUUCUUAUAAAUUACUUACUUCUCAACAAUGGACGGCUAUACAGCAAAAAAAUCAACAUCAUUCGAAACUUUAGUGAUUCAAAAUAUUACCAACGUCAACGAAUUAAAGGCAAAACUCAGCGGCAUAAUUCUAGCGGGGGAAGAUUACCAAUAUGACGUUUCCGACUCUAUGAAAGUCUUGCUUACCAGUACUGAUCAAGACAUAGUGCAGUUAUGCAUAGAAGCGAUCGCAGAACUUGUAAAAUGUGAACAGAAACGCGAUUCAUAUGCUAACAAAAACAUUAUUGGUCCUAUUUUGGAUCUGUUGCGGAAAGAAACUGUUUCAGAUAAUAUUGAGCCUGUUAAACAGUGCUGCAGAGCUCUGGGCAAUCUGUGCUGUGACUGUGACACAUCUAGGCGACUGAUUGUGAGCUUGGAUGGUAUACCACUACUUGUGAAAUUGCUGGAGAGAAGUAUUGACCUGCGGCUAGAUGAGAUACAAACAUUGGCUAGCAAGACACUACUGAACUUUGCAAUUGGUGGGGCAGAGUUCACAGAGAUAAUAUUUCAAGCAGGAGUGGUUGAUUUGGUACAGAGGAUGUUAAGUAUAGAACUUAAAAGGGAUGAUUUUGAUGAUGAUACACUGUCUACAUGCUUGUUGAUAUUGAGUGUUAUAAAUGAUAACACACCGGAGUUGCUGUACAGCGAAGUGGUGAACAAGACUAUAUUGCAGGUGUUGAGGGAAUCCCUUAAUAUGGAGAUCUCUGAACUGUGUCUGGAUCAUUUGCAUGCACAGGCUGAACAUGAGUCAGUAAAGACUUUGAUUGCUAAAGAAGGUGGGGUGCAGCUAGUGUGUAAUCGCCUUGAAGAGCUGGUGACGAGACAUACUGCAGGGGAACUGAACGCUGCUGACACAGAAGUAGAGGCUCUCAUGAAACAGGCCUGUGAACUGGUCAUCAUUGUGUUGACUGGAGAUGAAGCAAUGCACAUCCUUUACAAUAAAGGUGUGUCAGAGGUUUACCAAACAGUUGUGAAAUGGCUGGACUCUCCAAACCAUCAGUUGUUGACCACCGCAGUACUGGCAAUAGGCAACUUUGCCAGGCAGGAUGACUACUGCACACACAUGAUGGAAGAUAAGAUAUUUGACAAGCUGCUGGAUAUUUUCGAGGUCUACAAUAACUUCAGCAUUCAGAUUCAGAAGGAACCAGAGAAAAAGCACCCUAUUGACCCGAUAACAGUGAUCAAACUCCUUCAUGCGGUUCUCUCGUCAUUGCGGAACUUAGCCGUGCCGGUGGCGAACAAACGAGUGGCGGCGGCGCAGGGGAGGGCUGCUCCCAUGUUGUUGAAUGCGUUGCCUACUACUGAAGAUCACCAUGUGGCUUAUAAGCUACUUGCCACCAUUAGAUUACUUGUAGAUGGCCAAGAGGGUGUAGCGAAGCAGUUGGCCAACAACCCGGUGGCGCUGGCGACGGUGGCGAGGUGGGGCCACGCGGCCGAGUACGCCGGCGCCGCGGGGGAGGCGCCGCGACUGCUCGCCUGGGCCAUCAAACAACUGCGACAUCACUCGCACUGGAAACACAUUGUUGAGGUGGAUGGCUGUAUAUCAAGUCUAGUAAAUAUGCUCGUAGCAUCUCACUCACUGAUGCAGAACGAAGCCAUACUCGCCUUGACACUGCUCGCAAUAGAAUCACUCAAGAAACUAUCACCUGACAGCCAAACAGAAUUCGAUUACGAAAAGAGCUUUGUUGAACAGUUAAUAAAGUCUGAAAUUGGUAAGCAUGUCACCAUCCUCAUAGACACAAAUUGUGCAAAAAUGCCUGUUGAAGUAGCUGAAAAUUUACUCGCGUUUUUGGAUAUAACAUCAAAGAUAAACAAACUUGCCGUGGAUUAUAAAGAUGCUAAAGUCCACGAAUGUUUAAUGAAAUUCUCAGAUUCAAGAGCUGAUCUGACAACUGACAUGAAAUCAUGUAUUUUUGGUGUCUUCUCAUCUAUUACUAACAACGGGAAAAAUGAUUAAAUUAUCUUUGAAUGCUCUCAAGGGAAGUGAAGAUACCAAAAUACCAAAUAUUUUAAGUUUUAUGUUGAAAUGAUGAAUGAUUUACUAUGAUUAUGUGAAUGUUGCAACAUUAUGAAUUCAAGAUUUGUUCUAAUUAUUGUGAUGUAACUUGGAGUAAAGCAAAUAUGGCGGGUCUGUUGUCAGGCAUGGAAGGUAACCAUCAAAACCUUAAAAUCUAUAGUCCCUGUAUAAAGUACUUAUAUGGCCCAAGCCUAAGUAACAACUAUUUGUAGUAAAUAUUAAUUUUCGAGCAAUUAUUUAAUCAAUUCUUAGUCUAUGCAUGUGUGAUAAUCAUGAUAAAAAGUUUUAAGUCUAAGAAGUGGUUAAUCACUAGUUUAAUCAUUUAAAUUUUAUUAUUAUUCUUAAACUUAUUUAGAUUUGUGCCCGGUUCUUGUAAUGCAGAAGUAAGCUAAUUUACCAAUGAGUGAAGCCAAACAGUUCCUCUAUGUUUAACCCAUCGGAAACUGAAGAGGCCGGGCAGUCGUAAAUCAAGAUAUUAUAUAAACAAUCCUCCUACAAUUUUGUAAGCUUUUUAAAACUCUCUCUAGUCAUAGUUUUAAUCUUUCUCUAUUUGAGUAAAUGCUAGAAUUUUGUGCAUUUAAACUUUACUGUGUAAUGUUUAAGCGUAUUUUCCUAUGUAAGACAAUUAUUUUUGCGAUUCUCUCAAGUUUUUACAUUCCAACAUUUGAAACUUUGCCUAUUACCUAUUAUACUGUCGAUGUUAUUAUCCUAUUUGAUGAUAGCUUGCUUGUGGACUAGAUCAGAAAUUAAUGCAUAAGUUUCAUUUCACAAAAUUUAAAGGACAAUCAAUUGUUUCCUUUCAAAUUUAAAAUUUAAUUUUCUUCAUGCACUAUUUACUUAAGUGCUACUCGGACAAAUACUUUCUGGAGUAUGCACAUAAUAAAGAAACGAAAUACUUAUUAUACCUUUUGGUAUCUGACUUAAUUUUUGUACACACAUAAACAGUUAAAUUAAUUUCUGAUCAAAAUAAAUAAGAAAAUGUAUGGUUGUAAAUUGUACUAAUUACAAAUAGAUGACAGCGAUUCUAAAGAAAUACUCAAAGUACAAUGUAGGUUCACAUAGUGAAUCAUAUGGAAAUGUUGAAAUAUUCCGAUUUUUCGCAAAUAUUGCUUAAAUAAUAAUAUAAAGUCAAAGUAACGAAGUUAGCGUGGACACGCCUCUAGAUAGAACUUAGACAAUACAAAAGCCACAGAAGAAAAGGAUUACAGUAGACAUUUUUGAAAUACCUAAUCAAUUUGUUUUAAUCCCAAUUUACUUCAGAUGAAAAUAUUUUUAUUUAAAAUGGUUUCCCAUUUUAAAUAAAA